AUGUCGUGUUUUUCAAACAUUUGUGCUUUUCAAAGUAGAGUUUAUGCGUUUUACGUUAAAAAGUUGAUUGAGAUGUUACACAGAUCAAUAAAUCGAGUAUUUCGUCCAAAAUUCUUUGUAUUGUAUUGCAUUCGAAAUCAGCCAUUAACAGCAGGAGAGACAAAAUUAUACUCGAGCCCUACUUCAGUAUUACCCGAUGAUUACAGUGUAACAGAUGUUGGUGAAGCUGAACCACCACGAUAUCGUAAAAAAGUUAUAAGCCGUGCAUUAGAAGUAUAUUUAAACGAUGUUAAUAAGUAUAAUAAAGUUAUGGCUCGAGAAAAAGCAGAAUUUGAGCUCGGAAAACGUCAUCUGGCCAAUAUGAUGGGUUUAGAUCCAAAUAGUAUCACUCAAGAAGAUAUUGACAAAGCUCUGGAAUAUUUGUUUCCUUCUGGUUUAACCGACCCAAAAGCAUUGCCUGUGAUGAAGCCUCCCGAAGAAAUAUUACCGAAAAAGCUGCAAAUAGCAUUUGAUGAUGAGGGACGACCUAAGGAUUUACUUUUUUUCACAACUGCCCCUAAAUUUUAUCGUCUUUUAUCUGUUAUUGGCACCAAAACAGAAGCACUGUUGUGCAACCAGUACAAACAGAAAGAAGUUACAGAAGUAGAUUCAUCUCCAAAUGAAAUGCAUUUGUUAGGUACCGAAUGGAUCACUAAAGAAAUGCUUUGUAAAAAAUUGGAGGAAAAAAUUUCUGACAAAAUGUACGCACACUUUAUUGUUGCACUGGAUUACAUGACUUCACUUACUGAAUCAUAUAGAGAACGAGAAUUCAUUUUUGAGUACAGAAAAUCAAUGGCUUCUGAGUGUAAAGAUAUUAUUUUUGGCACUCAAGUUCCUCCAGUGGAAUUAGUAGAAGGAACUGAUCGUCGAAUGGCGAAAGUUGAAGUUGAGUUGAAGGCAUCUUUCGCUGAAGUAGAAGUCAAAGAUAAGGGAAGUGGAAUAUAUGAGGUAGAUGGAUAUGGUCUUGAUGUAUUCCGGUCUUUACAAGCUAGGGAAGUAUUUCUCGCGCCUCUUAUAGUGACUAACUUGUUAGGAAAAGUGGAUAUCACAGGUAGGAUUACUGAUGGUCCUGGUGGUUCCUCCGUGAUACCCAGAAUCAUACGGCAUGGUGCUUCUUUGUGCAUUGCUGCUCUUUUCCCUGAGCAUUUUGAAAAAUUGCGUCUUGCUGGACUACUGACAUCAGAUCCGAGAAAGCGCGAACGAAAAAAGAUAAAUCAAAAGGGUGCUCGAGCUAAAUGGAUUUGGUAUCUCUUUGUUUUGUAG
Messenger RNA from Thelazia callipaeda (thelaziosis nematode), 1302 nucleotides. The record is from the annotation of a GenBank genome assembly. NCBI's taxonomy places the organism in Eukaryota, Metazoa, Nematoda, Chromadorea, Rhabditida, Thelaziidae.